Molecule: messenger RNA, 2694 nt
Organism: Penicillium pulvis
Lineage: Eukaryota; Fungi; Ascomycota; Eurotiomycetes; Eurotiales; Aspergillaceae
Product: putative arsenite resistance protein Ars2
Exons: 3
Coding region: 1-2694 (897 amino acids)
Cellular component (GO): kinetochore
Source: RefSeq, a predicted model, not a curated record
AUGGAUUCAUAUGAUACCUAUGCCUCCCCCGGCAGAAAGCGCGAGGCGGAAUCAUUCUCCGGGCGAGCACCUGCCGAAUACCGACGCCGGUCACCGGCCUCACAGGAUCGCCGCCGAGGCCGUGGCCGCUCCCGGUCUCCCAUGAUUGACCGCUACGAACCAUCUGAUCACACCCGUCGAGAUGACUUCUACAAUAACUCUCGCGAACAUGCUGCCCGCGAGCGCGAGGAUCGUCGACGCCCACCUUCUCCCAAUGUUGUCAACAUUGAUCGCUAUGUGCCUGGCCAGGAUGCGGGCAAGCGACCACCCCCAACCAACCCCCUCACCAAUCCAUACACUCUUGACUUCACGGUGGGGUUCAACUUCUUUGCGGAAUGGUGGAGAGCCGAACAAAAGAUCAACGAAGAAAAGGAACGGGCAAAGAAUGGUGGUCGUCAUCCAUCUGAUCGAGUAAAAGGAGAGCGCGAGGCCCGUGAUGAUCGAGAGAAGGAGCACUCGCAGAUUCAAGUAGCCUAUGAUGCAUACAAGGUGGAUAUUCAAGUUAAGCUGGGGCGCCAAUUCGUUCAGCAACACAGAAACGAAGAAUGGUUCAAGGAGCGCUACGUGCCUGAAGUGCGAGAUCGCCUCCGUAGCCAAUUCAUGCAAUUCCGGAAAGGUGCCUACGACCAGUGGGAACGCGACAUACGUGCGGGUACGUUCGAUGAUUUCACUCUUGAGGGUAUUUACAAGAAUGAAAGCGACGGCGCUGGUGGUGUGAUUGAGAAGGAGGAAGGUGAAACAACCGCUGUGGGUGAGACCAUGGGCGUUCUCGACUUGUUGCCCGUCCGAGGAGGCGAACUCCGCGAUGAAGCCCUAUCUCAACCCACUCUGCUCAUCAAGACCUUGGCUCCGAAUGUCUGUCGUGAUAAUAUCGUGGAAUUUUGCAAAGAACACCUCGGAGAGGGUGACGGUGGCUUCAAAUGGCUUAGCCUCAGCGACCCCAACCCGUCCAAGAAGUUCCACCGCAUUGGUUGGAUCUUACUCAAUCCUGCCGCUGAGACUGUUGCUGUGGAUCGAGGAGACGGCCGUGAGGAAGAAGGCGAAGAGAUGGAUACCAAUACCGGUAAUACCCUCGGCACAGCGGAGAAGGCUCUAGAAGCUGUCAAUGACAAGACCAUACAUGAUCCUAUCCACGGUGACUUCGUCUGCCACGUGGGUGUUCAUGUUCCACCCUCACAGCCACGCAAGAAGGCGCUUUGGGAUUUGUUCUCUGCGCCUGAGCGAAUCGAUCGUGAUCUCGACCUUGCUCGCCGAUUGGUUUCCAAGCUGGAUAAUGAGAUGGGCCAGGGUGUUGAUGGAUUCGCUAAGAUUGAGGAGCGGAUUGAAGAUCUGCGCGGCAAGGGUUGGCUGCAGCCACCGGUCACUGGACCUGUGAGUAUCAAGAAGCAGUCCAACGGAUACGAUGAGGACGGCCCCGACGAGGGCGAGAUGGAGGAGGGCGAAGAGAAGGAGGCAUCUGAGGAAGACGAGGUUGAUGACGAGGACCUCUUGGCAAAAAAGAAAAAACUUGAUCUUAUGGUCGAAUACCUACGCCGAGUCUACAACUUCUGCUUUUUUUGUGUUUUUGAAAGCGAUUCGGUUCAUGAGCUUGGUCGCAAAUGUCCCGGUGGACAUCUUCGCCGCCCACGAUCUGGCCUUUCUAACCAGGCCAAGCAAGUCGCCCGCGCUACUGCUUUGGGACAACCAUUCCCAUCCAAGAAAAAGGAACCCAGUGAAGAGGGUGAAGAACGAGGCUCACCGGUUGCGGAGAAGCGGCCACCGCGACUCAGCAAAUCAGAGCAGCAGCUACAACGUGCAUACAAUUGGGUGAAGACAUUUGAGGAUAAAGUGCUGCAAAUCCUGGAACCAGAGAAUGUCGACCUGCGCAAAAUUGGAGGUAGGCCUGUGGAUCAAGCCUUAGAGGAGGAAUUAUCCAAAUACGUAAAACAGGAGGAUGAUUCACGCUAUCGGUGCAAGGUUCCUGAAUGUACGAAAUUAUUCAAGGCCGAAAACUUCUGGCACAAGCACAUUGAAAAGCGCCACACAGAGUGGCUUGACACCAUUCAACGAGAGCUGUCUCUUGUGAAUGCAUACGUCUUAGAUCCAGCGCGCAUUGCUCCGUCCCGAUCUGAUUCGAACAGCAAUGGCCACUUCCCGAUGGCCGGUGGUGCCCAGAGUGGCACUCCACGUGGCUUCAGCCUUGCCAACGCGCCUUAUAUUGGCAAUCCUGCCCUCCCUGGCGGGUUCCCCACAGCCGGGAUGCCUGGUCUCGCAGGACCCACUGGUGUCUGGAAUGGAAACAUGCUCAUGUCAGGCGACGCCGGCAUGCACCAACCAGGUGUCAUGCGCCGUGGUCCGAACCGUCAUAACAGCCGUUCUGGGCCAUACGACCGCCGCCGAGGCUACAAUGGCGGCCCCACUGGUCGUUUGAGCCCCGUCCGAAUGUCCAACAUGUACGGACCUGGUGGCCGUCUUCCCCCAGCUGGCAUCUCCGUUCCUCCUGGUCACCCGGCUGCCAAUAUGGUCCCAACUAACAACCCUUUCCCUGAUGCGAUGGGUGCUGGCGGUGGGUCCCAAGCCAUGCCUCCACGUGAAGCGGUCCAGGGCCGCAGCCUCAAGAGCUAUGAGGACCUGGAUGCCGUUGGUGGUUCCGGUAGUGGAGAGCUGAACUAUUAG